CAGUGCCCUCCCAGCACCUGUUACUGUUUUGGAGUUGAAGAAUGUUGUGCAUCCGGGCCACGCGACUUCUAGUAUUGCGCUGCGGCAUUCGCUUGGCAGAGUGCUGCUGCAGCUUCCGUGCUGCCCUGCUCGCGCACAGGCAGCAGCAGUCAACCUCGUGGACCUGGCAAGCCUGCUGCAUCAGCAGGAGCAGCAGCUGGAGCAGCAGCAGCAGCUGGAGCAGUAGCAGCUCGGUCCUGCCGCCACCAACAGCGCGCAGGGCCUCCUGGAGGCGGUACGUACGGAAGGUCCGGAUCAGCGCGGCGGCGCCUGGCUCCGUGGUGGACCCCACUGCUGCGGUUGCACGCCGUUUUGGAUGCCGCCCAACACUUCAUAACGGCAGAAAGACGGCGGCAGCCCUGCGCCGCCGCCGCCACCGCAACAGGAGCGACGCCUGCAGUAGCGCGGACAGCAGCGGCGAGACCAGCGGCGGCGGCGAGACUGGCAGUGGCAACAUCAAAUAAAAGAAUCCCCCGCAUCGGUGUCGUCACUGCGCGGCACCGGCGGCAGCGGCGACACCGGCGCGCGGGAUUCAUUUGAUGUUGCCAGGCAGCUGCUGAGGUGCUAUUCAUUGAAGAGCAGCAGCGGCGCGAGCAGCAGCAGCAGCACGAGACGAGGGCGCCGCAUCCAUGCAUGCUGCUGGUGCUGCCGGCCAUGCAGCCGGCCGAGCUGUCAUCCGCUGCUGCUGCGAUAAGCGGCAGUGGCAGCAGCAGCGGAAACAUGGCAGCAGCAGCAGCAGCAGCAGCAGCAGCUGCUGAGGCGGCCACCUCCAUGCCAGCAGCUGGAGCUGGACGACCUGGCAGUGCGGCUUGAGGGCAGCACGCUGCGGGUGAUAAUGCUGGAGGCCACGUCGAGCAGAGCAGAUGUGCCGACGGCACGAAAGCAGCUGCGCCAUGGGCGGCUGUGUGUGUGCGCGCGCGCGUGCAUGCGUGGGUGCGCUCGUGCAUGCGUGGGGCCUGCCGCACGUGGACGCGCCCGGCGAGGCUGAGGCCAUGUGUGCCGCGCUGGUGGCUGCGGGGCUGGCCGACGCGGUGGUGAGCACGGACGUGGACGCACUGCUGUUCGGGGCGCCACGCCAGUACCGCGAGUGCAGGAUGCAGGGCCUGCCGCACGUGGACGCGCCCGGCGAGGCUGAGGCCAUGUGUGCCGCGCUGGUGGCUGCGGGGCUGGCCGACGCGGUGGUGAGCACGGACGUGGACGCACUGCUGUUCGGGGCGCCACGCCAGUACCGCGAGUGCAGGAUGCAGGACCUCGGCGCCGCCGCGCUGAGCAAGCGGCCGACGUCGUACCUGCUGGUGCUUCCCAAGCCCAUUAAGGGCGGCGACGGCGACGAGGCGGAGGCCAAGGAGUUCGCUGAGGCGUACACCGAGGUGGAGAAGAAGGUCAAGUCGGCGCAGAUUUUGUUCUAAAGCAGUGUAGUGUGCAGUUCAAUUAGUGUUGCAAGCAGCCAACGCCAGCUAAACGGAGGCACGGAGCAGCUGGAGCGGAGGCGCAGCGCAGCCGGAGAAGCUCGGCGCAGCGGCGUCACUGCUGCGGCGCCUGAAAGGAGUGCUGCUACUAUUGUGUGCAGCCCAGCGGUGCGUUUGGGGCGCAGCCCCGGCGUUGUCGCCCUGGCGCGUGCCGGGGCCGACGAGAGGAACGGCAGUUGGUGCACGAUUCGUGUUGAGGCCCGCUGCGCGUAGCCCUGACUUGCGACGGGGGCAGAUCCACGUAGAUACGGGAACGCACGUCCGGUGGGCUGAGGCAUAGGCCUCCGCGGGUGCUGUUGCGUCCUACCAAGCUGCUUGUGUGUGGUAGUCGUUGGCCGAAAGGGUAUGUGUGCAAUGUUUGUCCCGUCACGUGUGUUUGCUCUGUACGUAGAACGUUGUACGUUAUUAUCAAGGACCGAACGAGUGCCCAGAACCGGGCUAGCAAGGGACGAUGUGCAGUAUGCCGCGGCACUUUCGGUGUGGCGAAGUUGAAGCCUCUCUGCGAUCCGUGCCGCAGAGAGCUGUGUUGCAGGUGACUUAUAACAGGUCGCAGCAUUUAAAUCGGGAGGCGCUAUCGCAGUUGAAGGUAGCGCUUACAGUCGCCGCGGUUGGCGCAUGACGACGGAAUUCUAACAUGAACGACGCAUGUAGGCAUGUACUAAUCAUUAGGACCACUGAUGUGACACGUGACACGAGUGAAUCUCGAGCUAGGGGCAGGAGGAGAGACACACGGAUGGCAGCGCCGUCUGCCGUGCGCCUUGGGCAGCAGUGAAGAACGCGCUGUAAAGUGCAAAGAGUCAAAUGCACCCGUGCCGCAGAGUAGUGGAGCAGAGCUGUGUUGCAGUGGACUUCAGCAUGUAGCAGCAUUUGUUGAGGUUUAGAGCAUUCCCGGGCUGAGAGGAACGUUCUAGGGGCUCAAACUAGUGUCUCGACUAU
Messenger RNA from Chlamydomonas reinhardtii, 2444 nucleotides. RefSeq lists its product as uncharacterized. The transcript has 7 exons. NCBI's taxonomy places the organism in Eukaryota, Viridiplantae, Chlorophyta, Chlorophyceae, Chlamydomonadales, Chlamydomonadaceae. The record is from RefSeq and is a predicted model, not a curated record. Gene Ontology annotation, molecular function: 5'-flap endonuclease activity. Bases 933 to 1448 code for a protein of 171 amino acids.